Molecule: messenger RNA, 606 nt
Organism: Thlaspi arvense
Lineage: Eukaryota; Viridiplantae; Streptophyta; Magnoliopsida; Brassicales; Brassicaceae
Source: the annotation of a GenBank genome assembly
AUGUAUACACAGGAUAGUGUGAUUGACUUAACCCUUAGAGUCUCGAAUUUGUUGGAUGCUCACACACAAAGAUGGAAUGAAUGCCUAUUACGUCAAAACUUUUUGCCAGAAGAUGUGACAAGGGUAAUGCAAAUUAAACCGGCCAUAAUAGGUCAUAUAUGUUCGUGUGGGGCUUUUCUAGAGAUGGUCAAUACUUGUCACAAAGUGGCUACCGGUUUCUGGAUUCACAAUGGGAUUUACAAACCCCCCAAAUUUACACUAUGCCUCCAAUUGAGAAAAAGCUGUGGGAAAAUCGCUGGAAAAUUCAGACUCCACCAAAGCUCAAAAACUUCAUGUGGAAGGCUUUAUCAGGUGCUCUUACUGUUAAGGAGAGAUUACAAUCAAGGAACAUUCUGGUUGAUGGCACAUGCAGUAUGUACGGUGAUGGAAUGGAGACAAUAUGCCAUGUCUUAUUUGGAUGCAGGAAUACGAAAACAGUCUGAAAAAUAUCAGGAUUUCCUCUACCAUUGUUUGGCUUCUCACCUACUUCGCUUUGGAAUAGCCGCAACACCUUGGUUUUUUAGAACAUCAAAUGUCAACCGACAUAGAUUAUCGCCAAAGCUCUAG